Molecule: messenger RNA, 682 nt
Organism: Molossus molossus (Pallas's mastiff bat)
Lineage: Eukaryota; Metazoa; Chordata; Mammalia; Chiroptera; Molossidae
Gene: CRIP3
Product: cysteine rich protein 3
Exons: 8
Coding region: 36-650 (204 amino acids)
Source: RefSeq, a predicted model, not a curated record
UGCCGCACCAGCUGCCUCGAGCCCUGAGCGGAGCCAUGAGUUGGACCUGCCCACGUUGCCAGCAACCCGUUUUCUUCGCAGAGAAGGUGAGCUCCCUGGGCAAGAACUGGCACCGCUUCUGCCUGAAAUGUGAGCACUGCAAUAGUGUCCUGUCCCCAGGAGGGCAUGCAGAGCACAAUGGGAGGCCAUAUUGCCACAAGCCAUGCUAUGGGGUUCUCUUCGGACCCAGGGGGGUGAACAUUGGUGGUGUGGGCUCCUACCUCUACAACUCUCCCAUUCCUACCCCUGCCAACACCACUCCCCUCAACCCCAGCAGCUUCAGCCCCCCAAGGCCCAGGACUGGCCUCCCCCGAGGCAAGAAAAGCCCUUCCCAUGUGAAGACGUUCACCGGGGAGACCUCGCUGUGCCCCGGCUGUGAGGAACCUGUCUAUUUUGCUGAGAAGGUGAUGUCUUUGGGCAGAAAUUGGCACCGACCCUGUUUGAGGUGCCAGCGCUGCCGGAAGACCCUGACUGCUGGGAGUCAUGCUGAGCAUGACGGCGUCCCCUACUGCCACAUCCCCUGCUACGGCUACCUGUUUGGCCCCAAAGGUGUGAAUAUUGGUGAUGUGGGCUGCUACAUCUAUGACCCUGUGGAGAUAAAAUCCAAAUAAGAUGCUUACAGAAGAAAUCAUCCUAACUUGGA